AUGUUCUGCCCGGGAGAAAAGCUGGGCCACGGGAGCUUUGGCUCUGUCUCCACAUACAGAAACAAGGAAACAGGGAAGGAAUACGCCGUCAAAGUCAUGAGGAACUGUCGGGAUAAAAGACUCCGUAGAGUAUUGAGUGAGAUCGAAACUUGUCAACGCUACAAGAACUGUGAAAACAUCCUUAAUUUCGUGGACUUCUAUAGGACAGGAGAUACGUAUUUCCUGAUAUUCGACAAAAUGGCAGGUGGUGAUCUAAGAGCUAUGUUAUCGUCAACUCCGUAUCUGAGCGAGUCCCAGGCUUCACGGGUGACCGGCGCCGCCGCCCGAGCGCUCCUGGCACUUCACAACGACGGAGUGGCGCACAGAGACCUAAAACCAAAAAACAUUCUCUGCCACACCCUAGGAGAAGUCUCCCCACUAGUCCUGUGUGACUUUGGCGUAGCCAGUGAACCCCUUUCUCAACGUAACCCCUCCAAAGAGGACAUAACCAAGCACGUCCUGAAGUCAGUCGUUGGCUGUCCGCAAUACUUGGCACCAGAGGUCGCCGGUUUGCUGUUACCCCCGUCACAGAGAAGAACAGCGCCCUACGACACCCGCUGCGACAUGUGGAGCCUUGGAGUUCUCAUUUAUGAAAUGCUCUUCGACUGUCAGCCCUUUGUCGGUCACUGUUCUCAGCAUUCGUAGACUACGGUCCGCAAUUGCCGGGACUGCUUCCAAGACAUGUUCCCCAAGAUUUGCAGCGGCAACUA
Molecule: messenger RNA, 749 nt
Organism: Aplysia californica (California sea hare)
Lineage: Eukaryota; Metazoa; Mollusca; Gastropoda; Aplysiida; Aplysiidae
Product: MAP kinase-interacting serine/threonine-protein kinase 1-like
Exons: 1
Coding region: 1-684 (227 amino acids)
Biological process (GO): peptidyl-serine phosphorylation; protein autophosphorylation; intracellular signal transduction
Cellular component (GO): cytoplasm; nucleus
Molecular function (GO): ATP binding; calcium/calmodulin-dependent protein kinase activity; calcium-dependent protein serine/threonine kinase activity
Source: RefSeq, a predicted model, not a curated record